Molecule: messenger RNA, 1856 nt
Organism: Cucurbita moschata (crookneck pumpkin)
Lineage: Eukaryota; Viridiplantae; Streptophyta; Magnoliopsida; Cucurbitales; Cucurbitaceae
Product: probable serine/threonine-protein kinase PBL19
Exons: 4
Coding region: 592-1686 (364 amino acids)
Biological process (GO): protein phosphorylation
Molecular function (GO): ATP binding; protein kinase activity
Source: RefSeq, a predicted model, not a curated record
AGGAAAAUCAGAGGAAAAGGGACGCAUGUGAAAACGGCGACUUUUCGUCAAAGGAAGCCGAAGGGAAUCCUGUUUUAACCGCCAUGCGUCGCUUGCUUGGUGCAUUUGGCCGCUCGAAUUCAUGGAAACCAUACCAAAUUCUUGAAAGGUCUUCUUCUUCUUCUUCUUCACAUAGUCUUUGUUUCAUUUACGUGUACAGUUUUGAUUCAGUUCCAUAGCUUUGUCUAUCUAAUGGAUCGAUCUUUUCUCCCGUUUUGUUCACGACAAAUCCUUAUUUGAUCAAACCCUGUUUUUUUCCAUUUCAAGCUCUGCUGUUCCGCAUCUGGAAUUUCUCUACCUUUUUGAACCGUUUACACGAUUGCUUGUCGGUUUCUGAUUUUUCUGUAUAUAGUUUUCUUGGCAUCCAAGUUUCUGCUUGGAUUUUCCUUGGUUGAUUGAUUUGUGAACAUAAUUUCUGCUUUGGGAUUGAUAAUCUCGUAACCAAUUUGACUUUGUUGGGCUUUUGGAACUCUGUACUGGGUGCUCUUGUCUGCAACUUUUUGUUUUCCACGAGUGAAUUGCGGAGAGUUUCAUUUUUCGGGAGUUUUGAGUAUGGGUUGUUUCUUCAAUUUUAAUCGUAAAAAGAAGAUCAAAAGAGGAGCAGGACCGACUAAGGAACCGAAUCAAAGGAACAAAUCGGAUCGUGUGAUUGAUGCAUUGGAAACGUUGCCUACGCCCCGGAGCAUACCUGAGUUGUACAAAGAGAAGGAGCAUACUCUUAGAGCCUUUACUCUCGAAGAGCUCAAAAUUGCGACGAAUGGGUUCAGUAGGUCGCUUAGGAUUGGAGAAGGUGGCUUUGGGAGUGUAUAUAAGGGGAAAAUAAGGCUUGAAGGUGAUCAGGGAGAGGAAACCAUAGUUGCUAUCAAGAGGCUUAAGCCAAAUAGCACACAGGGUCAUAAACAAUGGCUUGCAGAAGUUCAAUUUCUUGGUGUUGUUAGUCAUACAAACCUGGUAAAACUUUUGGGAUACUGUUCAGAAGAUGGAGAAAGAGGGAUCCAAAGACUGUUAGUGUAUGAAUUCAUGUCUAAUGGAAGCCUAGAAGAUCAUCUCUUUAGCAGGAGUACGACUCUUUUGACAUGGAAAACUAGGCUACAGAUUAUCCUUGGUGCAGCUCAAGGAUUGGCUUAUCUACAUGAAGGAUUAGAAGUUCAGGUGAUAUACCGGGACUUCAAAUCGUCAAACGUGCUAUUGGAUGAAGAAUUUUCUCCUAAACUUUCGGACUUUGGGCUUGCUAGAGAGGGGCCAACUGGUGAUCACACGCAUGUGUCCACUGCAGUGGUUGGGACAUAUGGAUAUGCAGCACCCGAAUAUGUUGUCACAGGACAUCUAACAAUGCAAAGUGAUAUAUGGAGUUUUGGAGUAGUUCUAUAUGAGAUCCUCACAGGCAGGCGAGUUCUCGAACGAAACCGCCCCACGGUGGAGCAAAAGCUACUCGAAUGGGUUAAACAGUUUCCUGCAAACAGCAGAAGGUUCAAGACAAUAAUGGAUCCUCGGCUUCAAAACCAGUAUAACCUGGCUGCAGCUCGAAAAGUUGCCAAUCUAGCCAAUCAAUGUCUCAACAAGACUGCAAGAGAUCGGCCAACGAUGUCGAAAGUCGUCGAAAUCCUGAAACAAGCACUAGAAGAGUCCGAGGAGGAUCGUGUUUGAGGAUUCCUGUUAAUCAUCUGGGUGUUUACUGCAAAAAACUGAAAUGGUUGAAAUGGUUGUGAGGUAUCACUUUUUUGUAUGAAAGCUUAGUCGAGGUACCUCCCCUUUUGACGUUUGCUCUUCAUUCAUCAUCUUUAAGAUUAGAAUAUGAGUGGGAAGAUUAGGCGAUU